AAUGUCAGCAUGGACAUUGUCGUUGACUGAUCUCGCUAAUCAAGCAGAAGCUUUUUUGGAUCAGGUGGACAAAAAAACUGCUGAAUCUCUUCAAGAGGAAGAUUCACCUAGUUACCAUGAAGAGGAAGAUAAGAAUGUGUUCUCAAGUCUGAACAACUCUCUUCUGCCUGGAGAACAAAACAUCUUCCUCACUGGUUCAGAAGAAUCUCACUCCUCUCCAGAGAUAGUACCUUCAUCCCAGGACCUGGUGUCGCUUAGUGACGAUAGUGAGGAUGGAGAGGCGGUGAGGGGGGAGUACUUUGACAGACUGGAGCUGGAAAAUAAACUGAUUAAACAAGAAGUUACUCAGCUAACUGAUGAGAUCGGGUUCUUAUCUUCUAAAAUUAGUUCGUACAGGGAUAAGUUGCAGUCACAGCAGAUCCUGGAGGAGAAGCAGAAGAAGAAACUGAAAGAAAGAGAAGAAGAAAUAACAAAACAACUGUCCUUGAUAAGAAGCAUAAAGGGAACUGAGGCUGAUUUAAAGGAGGCCCUCACUGCUAAAGAUACUCAGAUAGGAGUUCUCAAAGUAAGACUAGCGGAGGCUGACUCGGAGCUCGGAGCUCAGACCGCGCACACAAAACGAGUGGAGGAGGAGUUGAGAGUGUCCAGUUCUUGUCACGGAGAACUGAGCCAGUUGAAAGAGGAGGUAACAGUUUCUAAUGAGCUGGUAGAACAUUACAAAGAAUCUCUAUCUAAAAUACAGGGUGAAAGUAGGGAGCGAGAAGAAGAGUUACAGUGUCAAAUAGUAAAAGUAACUAACACACUACACAACACACAGCAAUUUCUCAGAGAGGAGAAGCGCAGAUAUACCAGCACAUUGUCCGAACUGAAGCUUUCUCAAAACGAAUUGGAAUUUUCAAGAAAAGAUCUGUCAGAUUACAAAGAGAGAGCUACACGUGUACUUCAGGCAAAAGAAAAGAAAUCUCCUGCAGAUACCUCAAUUUUAGAUGACGAAGGAGUGGAGAUGAUGAUUCAAGAGCGCAACUUGAUAGAGUCCGAGCUCAGGUCGACUAAGUGCGAAUUGGUGAUUACGAAGGAGCAUUUGACCAGUGUAGAGCAAACUCACAGCGAGGAGCUGCAACAAGCAUUAGAACAGUGCUCAACGGCAGAAAGUGCAACAAAAGACAGAGAAAACGAGUUAACUGAAUACCAAGACAUAGUGUCGCGACUGAAAGAGGUAACCAGAACAACCGUAUUAUAUCUUGUCUGA
This is a messenger RNA of Bolinopsis microptera, 1249 nucleotides long. RefSeq names its product golgin subfamily A member 5-like. The record is from RefSeq and is a predicted model, not a curated record. The transcript has 12 exons. Lineage: Eukaryota; Metazoa; Ctenophora; Tentaculata; Lobata; Bolinopsidae. Gene Ontology annotation, cellular component: Golgi cisterna; Golgi membrane. Bases 2 to 1249 code for a protein of 415 amino acids. Gene Ontology annotation, biological process: Golgi organization; retrograde transport, vesicle recycling within Golgi.